Messenger RNA from Suncus etruscus (white-toothed pygmy shrew), 5484 nucleotides. RefSeq names its product probable ATP-dependent RNA helicase DDX60. Gene Ontology annotation, molecular function: single-stranded RNA binding; double-stranded RNA binding; ATP binding. Gene Ontology annotation, biological process: defense response to virus. Gene Ontology annotation, cellular component: cytoplasm. NCBI's taxonomy places the organism in Eukaryota, Metazoa, Chordata, Mammalia, Eulipotyphla, Soricidae. The record is from RefSeq and is a predicted model, not a curated record.
AUGGGAAAAGGGCAUGGAGGGGAGAUCCGGGAGACCUUAAGUCUGCAGGGUCAGUCUCAAAUUAAGGAUCACGAGGUGUUUUUUAAAAAUUUGGAAAAUUUUAUUUUGGAUCAAAUGGCAAGAGCUAAAUAUACAAGUUUAUUCAAUGAUUUUAUUGAAUCUGAAUUUUUUCUGAUUGAUGGAGAUUCAUUACUUGUUACCUGUGCAUGUGAUUCAUCACUAAAGUCAGGGCAGGAGCUGCACCUCUUCUUUCUCAUUGAACGCUAUCUCACAGAUCUUAUUAGUAAAGGAGGACAAUUUGCCAUAGUCUUCUUUAGGGAUGCUGAGUAUGCCUAUUUCAACUAUCCUGAGUUCCUUUCUUUGAGAACUGCAUUAAUUCUUCAUCUAAAUAAUACUGCUCAACAUAAUAUUGAUGUUCGAACUGAUUUUUCUAGCUGCUUCUCAAAAGAGUGGACAACAUUUUUUGCAUGACGUGAACCAUAUUUUGUGAUAAUUUCAGAUCAAGGCCUAAGUGAAGAGCAAACAAAUCUUUUCAACCUUUUCAUCAUUCAGUCUUGGGUAAUGAAUGUGAAUGCUGUGCUUUCAACAGGUCAACAAUCAAAUAUUCUUCGACUUUAUGCAUACUUUAUGCAGAACAAUUUAUAUACCUGCCGAAUUGUAUUAUACACCGUGGUGCGACUCAGCUCCCCAUCAGAGCUCAGCAGGGUGGUUGGUGGCAAUGGGCAUGCCACAGGAAGCAAUUCCUUUAAGGGCAGCCAGGCAGACCGCUUUGGCUUUCUCAGCCGUGUUGCCUGCAGCACCAGCGGCUUGUUGGCCAUGGCAUCUAGCAGCCAGGGCUUGUUGGUCAGGAGGUGCAGCAGCGCCAAGAGCCCCAACGGCAGCCUGUUCACCUGGAGGGACUGGUGCCUGGGAAGCAAACAUUGGGAAUUGAAGCUUACAACCCUCAGAGGGGACUUACCAGUGUCUGACGAUCAGGCUCUUGAGACACGCUCCCGCAUUGCCAUCUGGUCGGUGGUCUGUAUCUCGAGCUCGCGUUUGGGCACCACCUGCGACCCCCGGGACCCUGCCUGCAGGACACGUGGAACUAUUUCUCUACUGAAGCAACUCUGGCCAGAAGGAUCUGACAUUCGACGGCUCCUUUGUGUCACUACAUGCUCAAUGUCUUUGAAAAUGUAUUGUCACGUUUUGAAAGACAAAAAAAUUGAUUUUAAAACCAAUGAGGAAAAGGUAAACAGUGAUUAUGCUACACUUCAAGAGGUGGAAGACUUAUGUAAACUGCAUUGUCUUAGUGUGGUUCUUCUCCUCCACUUACCUCUUUCUCAAAGAGCUUGUGGUAGAGUCAUCACUUCACACUGGAACAAGAAGAUUCAGUCUUUCUUAAGAAUGAAAAAGUGGUGUGAAUAUUUUAUGUUAAGUAAUAUAAAAGAAUUUGACUCUUGGAAUCUAAAUUUAACUCAUCUCUCUGACCUCAGUGAUGAUCUCUUAUUGAAGAAUAUUGCUUUUUAUUAUGAAAAUGAAAAUGUUCAAGGCCUACAUUUGAAUUUGGGACAUGCCAUUAUGAUGGAUUAUGAACAUCUCUGGAGCACAGUAUCAAAGUUAGUCAUUAAUUUGGAUAUUGGAAAGUCAUUACCUCUCAGAACCACGAAGCUUUCUUUCCUUGAGAAGAAUCAAUUACCAGUCACAGAAAUCUCAAAGGAGGAGGUGCCUAAUUUGGGUUUUAUUCCAGUGUCAUCAGAGGUGAUUGAUAGCUUUGUUGGAGACAUAUUGAAAGAAUUUCCUUUCCUGAAGAGUGAUGAUCCCAUUGUAACAUCGCUGGUGAAACAAAAGGAAUUUGAUGAAUUGUUGCAUUGGCAUUCUGGUAAACCCCUUAGUGAUGCUUAUGACAUGACAAAAUGCACUUUUGAAGAAAAAUAUAAAGAUCCUGAACUUCUUAGAGGCUAUCAAAAAUACAAUGUAUUUCAGCGAUUUUAUGGAAAUUCCUUAGAAUCUGUUUCUUCAAAACACAUUGUAACUGAAACUACCAAGACAAAGAAUUUUGGGGCACCCAAGAGCAAAAAGGCACAUGAGACCAAGGCUCAAAUCAUUGUUAGUGAGAAUAAGAAGAAGUUAUUUGCCAAGGAAGAACAAAAAGAAAAACAAAAAUGGGAUAAUUUGUCAGCUUCUAUUGAAGAGGGCAUGAAGAAAAAUUUAAACUCUGGGAUAGAGAUGCUGGAAGAUUUUAUGAAAUCAUGUAAAAGUAACUCAGUGAAAUUUCAAGCAGAAAUGUCAGGGUUGAAUGCAUGUUUCAAAGAAUGGAAAGAACACUGUAAAGGGGAAGGUAAAACCAAAAAAGAUUUAAAUAUAGCUGUUCAAAUGAUGAAAAGGAUCUACUCUUUGUUGGAAAAAUAUCCAGAACUUUUGCAAGAAGAAGAUCAGAAGCUCAUAGCCAAAUGUCUGACUUAUUUAGGUUUUGAUGAAUUGGCAAGUUCUUUAUGUCCAACAAAGGUUGCAGAAGAUGACAUAAAGAAGAAAAAUAAAAUAUAUUCAGUUGGGAUGGGGGCAGUUCGGUUUCAGCUACAGCACAUGGGUCAUUAUCUGAUUCGAGAUGAAAGAAAAGAUCCAGACCCCAGAGUCCAGGAUUUUAUUCCUGAUACAUGGCAGAGGGAGCUCCUGGAUAUUGUGGAUAAUAAUGAGUCAGCGGUAAUUGUUGCCCCAACGUCAUCAGGAAAAACCUAUGCUUCUUACUACUGCAUAGAAAAAGUGCUGAAGGAGAGCAAUGAAGGAGUGGUUGUAUAUGUUUCACCAACAAAGGCCCUAGUUAAUCAAGUGGCAGCAACUGUUUACCAUCGUUUUACUAAAAAUCUGCCAAAUGGUGAAGCUCUAUGUGGCGUAUUUACAAGGGAUUAUCGUCAUGAUGCCCUAAACUGUCAGGUACUUAUUACUGUGCCUGACUGCCUUCAAAUUCUGCUGCUGGCUCCUCAUCGUCAGAAUUGGGCAAAAAGAAUCAGAUAUGUUAUUUUCGAUGAGGUUCACUGCCUUGGUGGAGAAAUUGGCGCAGAAGUGUGGGAGCAUCUCCUUGUCAUGAUCCGAUGUCCCUUUUUGGCUCUAUCAGCUACCAUAAGUAAUCCUGAACAUCUCACUGAGUGGCUACAAUCAGUAAAAUAUUAUUGGAAACAAGCAGACAGUCUGAUGCAAGAAAGAAUCAUUUCUAAAAAACAUACUGGCUCACAUGCCAGUUUCCAUAAAACUUGUGUGAGAAUACAACAAUCAUAUAAAGUUAGACUUGUUAUUUAUGGAGAGAGAUACAAUGAUUUAGAAAAGCAUAUUUGCUGGGUAAAACAUAAUGACAUUUGUUGUGAUCAUUUUCAUCCAUGUGCUGCACUAACGACAGAUCAUAUUGCAACAUAUGGAUUCCCUUCUGAUCUUUCCCUUUCACCUCGAGAAAGCAUCCAGCUUUAUGACAUGAUGUUUGAGUCCUGGGAAAGAUGGCCACGGGCACAGGAAUUGUGCCCAGAGAAUUUCAUUCAUUUGAAAAAUAAAAUUGUCAUUAAAAAGUCAGAUUUUAGAAAAUAUGAAGAGAGCUUAAAGGUAGAAUUCACCAACUGGAUUAAAGAUGGCAAUACGGAGAAGGCCAAGUUGGUUCUGAAGAAACUUAGACCUAACUCAGAUUUGACCUCAACAAGCUCUAAUGAAAUGUUGAUAAUGUUCCCUCUUCUUAUUGAAAAGCUAAGAAAAAUGAACAAGUUACCUGCAAUUGUUUUUCUAUUUAACUUACAUACUGUUGAAAAUAGUGCUACAAUUUUGAGUGAAUCAUUGGAGAUGAGGCAAGAAGCAAAAAGGUCUCCCAAAGCUGAUAAAGAAGCAUAUGAUGUGGCUAAUAAACUUCGAAAAGUUAAAAAAUCAAUUGAGAAGCAAAAGGCUAUAGAGGAGAAAAGUCAGAAAAAGUCCAGACAAAUGGAUCAAAACUUCAUACAUGAAGCUGAACAUAACAGUUUACUCAAGAUUCUAGACAAGAACCUGGAGAUUCCUCAAGAUUGCACUUAUGCUGAUCAAAAAGUGAUGGAUGCUGAGUCUUUGGAGAUGGUGUUCAGACGUCUAAAAUAUUCAAGAAACGGUGUUGAACUGAAGAAUUUAGCACACAGGGGUAUUGGCUACCAUCAUCGAGCUUUGGAUGCCAAAGAAAAACAAUUUGUUGAAAUUCUCUUUAGAAAAGGAUACAUUAAGGUGGUGUCAGCCACUGGAACACUUGCUUUAGGAAUCAACAUGCCUUGUAAAUCUGUGGUUUUUGCUGAAAAUUCAAUAUUUCUGGAUGCUAUAAACUACAGACAGAUGUCUGGACGUGCUGGAAGACGGGGCCAAGACCUGCAGGGAGAUGUAUUUUUCUUUAAUAUUCCAUUUUCCAAAAUAGAAAAACUCAUAAAAUCUAAAGUCCCUGAACUGAGAGGGCAAUUUCCCUUAAACAUAAGUCUGAUCCUGAGACUCAUGCUCCUGGUCUCCAAGGGCGAUGACGCAGAGGAUGCCAAAGCUAAGGUGCUGUCUGUGCUAAAGCAUUCACUCAUGACCUUCAAGCAACCCCAAGUCAAGAAUAUGUUGAAACUUUACUUCUUGUUUGCUUUGCAGCUUCUAGUAAAAGAGGGCUAUUUGGAUCAAGAAGGUAAUCCGAUGGGAUUUGCUGGAUUGGUUUCACAUUUGUAUUAUCAUGAACCUUCGAAUCUUGUUUUUGUUUAUUUUCUUGUAAAAGGACUUUUCCAUAAUCUCUGUCAGCCAACCACGAAAGGCUCAAGAUUUUUUUCUCAAGAUAUUAUGGAAAAGCUAGUGUUAGUUUUGUCACAUCUAUUUGGAAGAGCCUAUCUCCCAGCAAAAUUCCAAGAGGCUGACCACAAGUUUUAUCAAUCAAAGGUUUUCUUGGAAGAUCUCCCUGAGGAUUUUAAUGCUGCUUUAGAAGAGUAUAACAUGCAUGUUGCAAAUGAUUUUUCCUCCUUUCUACUAAUUGUUUCCAAAUUGGCUGACAUGAAACAGGAAUAUCAACUUCCAUUGUCAAAAAUAGAUUUCUCAGGGAAAGAAUGUGAUGAUUUCCCACUGGUGUCACACUUGAUGAACUGCAAAGAAGGAAGAAAAGCCAUUUCUCCAUUUAUCUGUCUUUCUGGGAACACUGAUAGUGUACUGCUUCGACCAGAAACUUCAGACAAUGUCAUACUGCGCACACUUAAUAUUGGUUACUCUCAAGCUCCCUUCCUGAGACCACAAAAAUUAGAUAAUCAAGGAAGAAUAAUGCCACUUAAUUCUUAUGCCCUUGAUUUCUAUAAGCAUGAAUCCUUGAAAGGAUUAGCUCAGGACAACAGGUUAAAUGAAGGAGAUGCUUAUCUGCUGUUGAAAGAUUUCAUGCUUACCAUUAAAGCUAUCAGCGUUUCUUUGCGUGAACUAUGUGAGAAUGAAGACGAUAAUGUGGUUUUGGCAUUUGAACAACUGAGUACAACUUUCUCAGAAAAAUUUAAAAAAGUUUGA